Molecule: messenger RNA, 6754 nt
Organism: Monodelphis domestica (gray short-tailed opossum)
Lineage: Eukaryota; Metazoa; Chordata; Mammalia; Didelphimorphia; Didelphidae
Source: RefSeq, a predicted model, not a curated record
UUUCGGGCCGUUGGUGGGACCGGAGAUCUGUUUUCUCGCUGUUGCUGGAGGAAGAGGAGGAAGGGCAUUGAAAAGAAGGUAUGGCCGCCGGGUCCUGUGAAGAUCUCCCAGCCGCUUCUUUGGUGCUUAAUAAAUUUUUGUUGAAUUGCUGUUGUCUGAAUAACCAAUAAGAAAGAAUAUCCAGUAACAGGAAGUAGUCAACGGUGUCAAAAGCUGUAGCACAUCAUAGGAUCAUAGAUCCAGAGCUGGAAGGGUCCUUAGAAGUCAUUUCAUACAGCUGCUUCAUUUUCAAGAUGAGGAAACUGAGAUCCAGAGAGACUAAAUGACCUCUAAGGACUUGAUUUCAAAGGAGCUCAUUAGCAUGAAUGAAAAUAAUCUUUGUCAGCUUCAGAACUUUGCUUGUGUUCUCUGUAAAAGAACUGAUGACCAUCCUGAAAAGUAUGGAGAAAAGAAAACUUACCAUGAUUACAACCUCACUGUACAUUAUUAUUGUUUGUUGAUGUCAAGUGGAAUUUGGCAGAGGGGUGAAGAAAAAGAUGGUGUUUAUGGUUUUCUAAUAGAAGACAUCAGGAAAGAAGUAAACAGAGCUUCUAAGCUGAAAUGUUGUAUUUGCAAGAAAAAUGGUGCUUCAAUUGGAUGUGUAUCCAGCAAAUGUAAACGAAGCUAUCAUUUCCCUUGUGGAGUUCAAAAAGAGUGUAUUUUCCAAUUUACUGAGAACUUUGGGUCAUUCUGUUGGGAUCAUCGGCCUGUUCAAAAUACACCAUCUGGUCAUUGUACAGUUUCCUCACAAUGCACUAUUUGCUUGGAAUAUGUUGAACAUUUUCCAACAUACAGCAUUUUGGGAAGCCCUUGUUGUAAAAAUGCUUGGUUUCACAGAGAUUGUUUACAGGUUCAGGCACUCAGUGCUGGAAAAUUUUUCUUCAAGUGCCCAUUAUGCAAUAACAAUGAUAAAUUUCAGAAUGAAAUGUUGAGAAUGGGUAUUCAUAUUCCUGAAAAAGAUGCUUCUUGGGAACUGGAGGAAAAUGCAUAUCAAGAACUUUUACAGCAUUACCAACGUUGUGAUGUAAGAAGAUGUCGCUGCAAAGAAGGGAGAGAAUAUAAUGAACCUGAUAGCAAGUGGGAAAUAAAACGCUGCCAGUAUUGUGGAUCUAGUGGAACACAUUUAGCCUGUUCCUCAAUAAGAACAUGGAGGCAAAACUGGGAAUGCUUUGAGUGCAGAAGUAUUAUCUACAAUUCAGGGAAUUUUCAAAGACCAAAAAAACGCUCUCUACCUAAUUCAGAAAAUAUUGGAAUUACCAAUUGCUUGCUGGAACAGCCUUCUCCCAAAUUCUCCAGACAGUCCCCUCGAACUCAGAACAAAGAUUCACUCAGGUCACCAAAGAUAUUGCAUCAGGGAAGUUUGGCUCCUAAUUCCUGCUUAGAUAAACCACCAUGUUCUAGAAGACUAACAUUAAUAUCACCACUUAUUAAUGUUGCUGCAAAGAAUCCAUCUACCAAAAGGCAAGUCACCACAUUGAAAAGAGAUGUUUCUAACAUAUUGAGAGAAUUAGGAUACCAAAUUAGGCAGAAAACUCGAAAACUCUCUAUCAACAAAGAUAAUAUCUGGGAUAGUACCAUAAAAGGAUUCAGAAGGCGAAACUUUAAUCCAUCAGACACAAUUGAGGUACUGUUCUGUAAUGGAAAUGAAAAUAUUAAUGGAUCAAAGCAUGAAUUCUUAAGCCUUUUAAUGGGACAUCUUGAGAGCUCAUCACUGUUUGAAGGGUCCAUGUCAAAGAACUUGUCCUUUAAUUCUGAAGCUCUUAAAGAGAAUCUCUACUAUGAGGCUGGUAGAAUGAUUGCCAUUUCUUUGGUGCAUGGUGGUCCACCACCUUUUUUGUUUUCUAAAACAUUAUUUAACUGCCUUGUUUAUGGACCAGAGAACACAGAGCCAACUCUUGAAGAUGUUGAAGACAAUAAUGUGAUAGAAAUAAUAACCAAGAUUAAAAGUUCAAAAAAUUUGACUCACUUAAAGUCAGCAGUACGUGAUUGCUUUGAAUACCUUUCUCAAAUUGGAUGUCUAAGACUUGUAACAAUGCUAAGUGACAAGGAUAUGUUAGUAAAAGACAUACUCAUGUCUCAUGUAAUUAAAAGAGUUAAGGCACCUUUGGACAGUUUUCAGGAGGGUUUGAAAACUCUUGAUGUGUUAGAAAAAAUGCAGAAAUAUCCAGAAGCAUUUUAUAGUAUCCUAUGUCACAAGCCUGAGAGACUUACAACCAAAAUCCUUAGUGAUCUUUUUACUAUGCACAUGUUGUCUGAAGCACAAGACACCAGAGCUAUGGGGUUUUGGAUGAGUUACUUGCAGGAUGUUGAAAGUGGUGAAUCUGUAAUAACAUUAGAAGACAUCCUUGUUUUUGCAACAGGUUGCCGCUCCAUUCCACCUGUUGGAUUUCAACCUACUCCUUCAAUUAAAUUUUUACCUGUUGAUUAUCCUGUUGGAAGCAAAUGCUUUAACAGCUUAACUCUUCCAAUAACCAACACAUAUGAAGAAUUUCAAGAAAACAUGGACUUUGCCAUCAGAAAUGCCUUAGGACUAGCAAAAGAAAAAAAAUAUUACACUGGAUAUUAAAUCUUUUUUUUUAGAGGUGCCUUCUUGCAAGCUGCUAUCAUUAUAUUCCUAACAUUCCACAGCUUUGUAUUUAAUGCUCCUUUGUCUAAAAACUUGCCAGUCCUAAAAAAUGUUUGAUGUGUACUUUUUAAAAAGUGGUGAAAUUUUAAAAAUUCCAAAUGUUAAGGAACUUAUUCAAAUUUGAUGCAAUAUUUUGUGUUUCUUAGUGCUUUUACUUAUCUAUGAACUUCAAAAUGAGUAUCUUUUAGUAGAUUACUUCAUCAUGAUACACAUAACUUUGCUGUUGACUGGUUUUCUAAGCUAUGUUUAUUUCAGGUAAACUAUUUUCCAAUUUUUAUAAACAUUUUUUAAUUUUCAACUUUUUUUCUUUUAAAGAAUUAGUAGAAAUGCCACUGAAUUUAAAGGUAUCAGGAACAUAGUAUUUUCAAGAUGGAGUGACACUAAACUAGAAAUCAAAGUGCUUCAGCUAGGGCAGCUGUACUCCUGUGAAAUUGAGUGUUAAAAUUGUGCCAAAAAGUUAAUAUUUAUCAACUGUCUCUUUGACCUUAAUGGUAACUGUUUGAUUUCUUCAGAUUAUGGACAGUUCUAUGUCUUCAAAGUGAGUGAACAUGGUUUAAUAUCUAGUUAUUUUAGCUACCUAUGUCAAUUGCCAUGUUAUGGGUUUGAUAAUGGUGAAUAGAUAUUAAUUGUUAACAUGGCUGAAUUAAUAUGUGAACUUUUCAGAUUAUCUUUUAAUACAUGUAAAUUGAUUUUGUACCUGUUAAUUACAUUGGUAAAUUAUUAAAAAGGAAAAGAAGUAUUAUAUUUAAAAAUCUGUGUUCCCAUUCCAGAAGUCAUUCUCAUUAAUUUCUAUUUAAAUGCUCUUUUUAAUACAUUCCUUCCAAAAGUAUGGUUUUUUAAAAAUUGGAAAACAGGAUAUCCUCUUCAUUUUCCGUACAUAAUUUGAAGUUUAUACCAAAGUAGACUGAGCAUUUCUACCACACCACAAAUUUUAGUGGUCUUUUACAUUUGUACUUAACUAGGUUCUUUUCUAAACUCAUAGGUGCAAUGUCAGCAAAACUCCUCUAAAUUAAAAUUCAGUAAGAAAUAUUAUGAAGUUAUUGAUUUAAAUUUAUUUCUAUGUUGAUAAGAGUACCUUUAGGCAAAUUUGAGUUUGGAGGUGAGAAUGGAGUAACCUCAGCUUUUCUUCAUUACCCCUUUUUCUUUUUGAAAUUUAAAGUUAUUUAUAUUGACAUUUUUUGAAUGAGGUCUUAAAAUGUUUAUGGCUUCUGGAAACUCUUUCUGCAAAUUUUUACUCUUGGAUUAACUCAUGUAAAGCCUUUAAGUAAUAUGAUAUUAUAAAAGUUUUAUUUUCAAUUAUGUCUAAACAGAAAACAGUUAGUGGUUUUACUUUUUAUAUGCUCAUAUUUAUAUAAUUCUUUUUUCACAUAAGCAUGUUUCUUUUUAAUUGUUAAUAUUCUAGUAUUCUCCUGAAAUACCUUUUGGGCCUGUGCUGUUCAUUUUUCUUUUUGGAUGAAAUGGGAUAAGCAUUCACUGAAUCAUUUAUAACUGAAUGAUCAUGCUAACAUGAUCCAUGCUAACAAAAAUGAAUAUAUAAAAAACAACAUAACCAACAUAAAUUUGUCGAGACUUUGCCUUCUUCAGUCAUCCUAAGGAAAGUAAUUAGGAUAAGCAACACUUUUAAUGAUGUUUUAUUGUUUCUUUCAUGAUAGAUUAUACUGUUUGUUCUAGUUGUAAUAUCAAAUGUCAACUAUUUCCUUUCAUUUUAGUUUAUUUUAGUGCAUAUAGUUUAUGUUCAGGAUUUAUACAAUUUAAAAUUUGCCUUAAUCUCAAAAUUAAUUCUGCUAUUGACAGUUUUAUAUAUGUGAAUUAUUUUUAUCUUUUUUAGGGACCAUGGCAGAAUGGAUAGAGAGCUGGUCUCAAAAUCAGAAAGAUUGGGGUUGAAGGCAUGCUUCUGAUAUUUCCUGGCUUGUGUGACAUUUUUCUAAGAUCAUAAAUUGCAGAGAUGUUGCACUGGUAGAGAGAUUUUUUUCACCUGGAAGUUCUCUAUAGUAAUGAAAUAAUUUCAAAUCUUAUCCCGUUUAUACUAUUGUGAAUCUACUUUAAAUUGUAUGAAACAUUUAACUAAAGAGAAACUUCUAAAGAAAGGCCUCCGAGUUCUGUUGACAGCCUAUACACUAUAACUUUGCAUAAUAAUUUGAUACCCAGAUUUGGAUAAUUUGUACUGAUGUCUCUGUUGCAUAGGAGCAGAAGUACAAGGAAAAAGAAUCCUUUUGUGUAAACUGAUACGUAUUUUUCCUGCAUGGCUAAUAAGUCUAUCUUGAUAGAAUGCAGGGGUUCCUUUAUUACAAAGGGGAAAUCCCUUUGUAUAAGGUAACAUAUAAAAUUUUAUUAAGCUUAACAUAUGGAUAGGAAAUAACACAUAAAUGAGGCAUCAUUAGAGGUAAAUUUUCAAAUGAGAUAUAGCAUUACAAAGUUGAUUUCUCAGUUAUUCUCAAGAUGUAAGAAAGUUUUAUUUACAUGCACACACCCAUGUAAGCUGUUUGUAUUGCAUUGUAUGAGCUAUAUGUUUCCCACAAUAUAAGUGACCACUUUAUAAUUUUAAGCAUUGGAUAUUUACAUUGUAGUUCUUAAAAUUGAAUGUAAUUGUUUUAUAUUCACUAUGUAUCCAUAAAGAAAUUAAGUGGUGAAAUGAUGGUUUAAAGACUGAGGAUCUGAAUAUAGAUAGUGUCAGAUACGGAAAAAACUGAGAAGAGAAAAAAGGAAUGCUGUACAGAUAGUUUUCAAUUUGGGCUAACUGGCAUGGAAAUUCAACUUUACAGAAAUAAUUCUCAAAAGCAUGAGAAGAUGUAACAAAAACAUGUAUAGAGAGGGUUUGGAAAAAAGUGCCCACAACUACCAAUUUUCAUGGAUUUAACAAAGAUGAAAUGUUGGAAGAAGUGAAUAACGAGAUUAUAAACUUAGCACAAGAUUUAGAUGUUUCUACAUCUUAGCCCUUUCUAGGGCUAAGAAUGAUGUGGAGUUGAUUGAGUAUCAUGGAGAAGAAAUAUUGAAUGAGCUAGCUACAAAGAUUGCAUUAGAAAGCAAAGCUUUAGAAGAGAGGUCAAAUCAAAAAUGAUUCACAACAAAACAACUGGGGAAGCAUUUCAUCAUUUGAGUGAAUUCUUGUAUUGAAAAAAUGAAUCCAGAUACUUUUUGAAAUUCCAGAGACUUGUUGAAGAUUGUUAUCAUCAAACUCCAGAGGAAAAAGAUUGCUACUGUUCAAAAUAAUAAAAAAGUUGUACAGCCAACCACCAGUGAUAAAGACAAGGGGCAGUGAGUGGGGAAGGAGCAACAUAGUGCACACUUAUGUUAACCUUACAUGCUUUUAUCAUUAACUUUACUUUUUAUAAUUGUUUAUAUCAUGGUACAGUAUUUAAUGUGUCUACAUUUUAGUAUAUUUUAUGUCACAUAAAGGUAUUUUGUGUAUGCCUUUGUUAUAUAGGCUGAGUGAAGUGAGUGGAGAGGGGCAAAUUCUCAUUAUAUAAAAAUUGAUUUAUGCAAAAUGGUCCCCUUACAUAAAGCAAGAACUGUAUGUACUUCAAUCAUAUUAAAAAGAUUUUAUAGCAUGAAGUUGAAGAAGCCUUCACAUAUGCUACCAAGCUCAUCAAAAGCCCUUGAAAGGGCUGGCUUUUGUACUGUUUAGAGCUACAUCACUGGCAUGCAAAUUUAAUCGAAAUAUCAGUGAAUAAAUUUACAAGUUGGUGAACAUGUGUAAAGGUAUGCAAUUUUAAAAAUUAAGUAUGAGUAAUAAAAUACUUUAGAAUGUCUCUUUUUCCGUAAUAUUGGGUAAUUUCUAAUUGAAUAAGUGAUAGGUAACAAUAGUGUUUUUGUGAUUUCAUUAAACUUGAUUUGUGAAAUAAUUGCUUAGAAAAAAUGAUUCCUACAUUUUAAUGUAAUAGUAUUAGAAUCUGAAUAUGUAAGUUUUAGUUGUGUAAAUAACAGUUUAAAAUUUACAUUGCAAAAUUUGGUACAGCUUCAGAAUUAAUUUAGCAGCUAGUAUGAUGUCAGUGUUGAACUCCAUGUUUUGGAUAUAUUGAUUAUGGGAGAUGAACUGUCAUGUGUAUCCAUUUUUUGAAGUGCAAUAAAGUCUAAGGAUUCAAAUUUGAA